Protomyces lactucae-debilis is the source of this 890-nucleotide messenger RNA. RefSeq names its product SGNH hydrolase-type esterase domain-containing protein. Gene Ontology annotation, molecular function: phosphatidylcholine lysophospholipase A1 activity. The transcript has a single exon. The record is from RefSeq and is a predicted model, not a curated record. Lineage: Eukaryota; Fungi; Ascomycota; Taphrinomycetes; Taphrinales; Protomycetaceae. The coding region runs from base 61 to 867 and encodes 268 amino acids.
UUGACGCUAUUGGCUCGCAUUUUGAAGCUCUACUUUUCUACGUGACAGCUCUUGCUUAAGAUGGGAAAUGUUCAACCGACCAGGAUUCUCUGCAUGGGUGACAGUCUCACCGAAGGCAUGUCGAGUCCUCGCCCAGACGGCUCAGACAACCCUCCGCAUCCAUAUUCAAAUGAGCUGCAUAAACAUCUAUCCAUGCACAUAGCCGUUAAGAAUGCCGGACAUUCUGGCUUCACUGCGGCGCAAGUCCUAGAGCAGCUCGAGAAGGAAUUGAAACAGGUGGAUACACCAUACGACAUCAUUUUGAUCAUGGCAGGGACGAACGAUGUUCUCACGCGAGAGCCACAAGCGAUCUUUGAUGUCUUGCAAAAGACUUGGAAUCUGGCGCUUGGGAGUGGCUGUAAGUAUGUCGUGGCCUUGCCCAUUCUCGAGGUGACUUUUGACGUGACUAUGAUGAAGAACCAAAAGGAGCUCAAUCGCCUGAUCUUGAAGCACUUUGAGUCUGCUAGUAGUCAAGCCUCUUCGCCGACUGAUGCAGAAAGGGCAGAGAAAGGCAGGCUGCUAUGCUACGAUAUCUGCAGCGCCUUCCCGCAAGACGCCCUAGGGGAUGCCGAUACGGAACUCUACUGGAGCGACCCAGUACAUCCGACGGCAGAAGGCUAUGAUAGGAUUGCAGAGCUCAUUGGGGGUUCAUUCCUCGAGCCGUUGCUGACUUCGGAAUUCAAAUGGACGGCUGGCCGUGACGAAGCUCUCUUCAAGGCAUUUGAUGAAGAGAAGGACCGCUUCAUUGAGAGGGUGAGUAAAGAGACGGGCUUUGCCGCUGCAGAUGUCAAGAGCAGACUUGCAGCACUUGGCAAGUUGGCCCGGUGAAGUUGCAGUCCAAGUUCAAGUUG